ACCUUCUAUUGUAACAUAAUCUGCUGUGACCACCAAGACUUUUCUGUCUUGCACAGGAAAUUACAUGUGGUUUUCUAACGGUGCUCUAGCUGAGACCAGGCUACUCUUCUAACCCUGUUGCUCAAGAAGUACAUCUGUUUGCUUAAUUUAGCUCUUCACAGUAUUCAGUGAAUACAUGGGGAGGAGUUCAGCACACACUGCAUACUGACAACUUUUAUGAUAUCGUUUUAUCAUAUGUACAAAGUUCAGUGGAAUAUUUCGGCCACAUUUUGUGGCUUUGCUGUUGGUCUUACGUACAGAGAUAAGAUAUAUCCCCAAAAGAAGAAGACAAUGGUACAAUUGCAAAGUAAGCAUGGUGCAAAGCUUCAUACCCUUGAGGAGUUGCGGAAAUCAGGAUUUGGGCGACCUUCUCCAAGACACGGCUUAAAGCUCCUCUACUGGUUUGUCAACAACUGUUUGGAGUUAGAUUUCCAUGACAACAUGUUAGCACAAUGCCACCCAGAGAGAGGGGACUAUGGCUUCCACCACUUUGGCAACUUUGAGGAAAUUCUCCCUUUACUUGCACCUAACUCAAGAGAGACAUACUUUGAAGUUGGCAAUCUAAAUCCAGAGCGGUAUCCCGAAGCUUUGGAUCUUCCCAAUUAUGUGAGAAAGAAGUACGGGGUGGCACGCAACUUCCAAGAGAGCAACAAAGAUCGCAUCAUUAUAAGAUACAAGUCCCCCAAUUUGAUUCUGAAGGUGUACAUCACACGACACCACGCUGAGGGCUUUAAUGCAGACCGCACUCACCCCUUGAGCUACAACCUCAUAGAGAACAUCAAACACCCUGAUCUGGAUCUAGGGACCUUCCUAAUACAGACUGGAUACACCAGGCCCCAGUCUAUGCCAUACCAGAGGGAGAACAUAUUUGCUCUGAUUUUGCUGGUCAUUGUUAUUGUUGCUGUUUUGCACUUUCUGGGCAUAUUUUAGCAAAAGGGCAUUAAAUAGGUGCAGGACUAAUCAAGACUGAUUUAAUCCUUUCAUGGGUAGUGUUCAAUGUUAUUAACAACACAUAUACGAGCCAUUGGUGACGUAUAUCUACGCCCAUAACCAAGAAUGCAUAACCAAGAUUAUUAACUAAAACUUGAUGUAAAAAUGUCUCAGCUGAUGGUACGUGUUUUUUUUUCUAGAACACACUGGAAAUAGUGCUGUACCAAUAGUGAACCAAUGAAUAUCACACAAUGCAGUUAAAGGUAGAGUCUGCAAUUCUGGAGAAAGAACACCCCUCUUGUCAGUGCUCUUGAAGCAAAGUGAUGAUUGGCUAGAAUGAAUCAUGUCCCAGGCCGGGCGACUCCGUUUGUUUCCCAUUUACAGAGCCAGGACUGAGUGUUUUUGAGCACACACACUGAACAGACAGCUGGAGUACCCUGAGGAGCAAUUGAUGGAAUUUGACAAAAAGUGAACUACUCCGCCUUUAGGUGACUUUCAUUAAGCAGUAGCCUACAUCAUGUACUCAUUAUGCAAUGUUAGGGAUUACACACACCCAAUGCUACCAACAGAGUGCAGCAAUAUCCUGUAAAUAUACAGUAGCUACAGGCAGCGAUGAGGGGGCCAAGCAGACCAGUGGGCCAGAGUUGCCAUGGAAACUUGAUGUCAUGUCAAGGACAUGGCUGUAAGCACUCACACAAGUUUCAUGUCAAUUGAUCAAAGAUUGGCU
Clupea harengus (Atlantic herring) is the source of this 1696-nucleotide messenger RNA. RefSeq lists its product as uncharacterized. The record is from RefSeq and is a predicted model, not a curated record. Bases 217 to 969 code for a protein of 250 amino acids. The transcript has 2 exons. Lineage: Eukaryota; Metazoa; Chordata; Actinopteri; Clupeiformes; Clupeidae.